Molecule: messenger RNA, 822 nt
Organism: Prinia subflava (tawny-flanked prinia)
Lineage: Eukaryota; Metazoa; Chordata; Aves; Passeriformes; Cisticolidae
Gene: TTC36
Product: tetratricopeptide repeat domain 36
Exons: 2
Coding region: 174-809 (211 amino acids)
Biological process (GO): cilium assembly
Molecular function (GO): protein binding
Source: RefSeq, a predicted model, not a curated record
GCGGGUCACCUUGGGCCGCUGUUGGGGGGCCCUGGCCAGGCGGUGGGGCCUCACACCCAGGCUGCGAUAGGAUGAGGCUGGGUGAAGUGGGGCCAGCAGUGUAAACAUUAACCGGGGCUGUCGCAGCCUGCUUGUGCCUGCAGCCUUGUCACAGGCCUCAGUGACACAGCAGCAUGGCCACAGCAAACGACAGGGCUGUCCUGCAGACCAUCUUUAACCCCAGCACCCCUUUUGGGGAUAUCCCAGGGUUGGAUGAAGAGGAAGAGGAUGUCCAGGAUGAAGUGGAAGCUUUUCCGCUGGAGCUGCUGGAUCAAGUCCGGGAGCUGGAGCUGCAGGGGGUUUCUGCGGCUGAGUCAGGAGAUGUAAGCACGGCCCUGGAGCGGUUCAGUGAGGCCAUUCGCCUGCUGCCUGAGCGCGCCUCGGGCUACAAUAACCGAGCCCAAGCCCUACGCCUGCGCGGGGACGUGGCAGGUGAGCAGCGCUGGUGCGGGUGGUCUCCUGGUAGCCCCAGCCCCCGCCAAUGCUUCCCCUCGUUGCCAGGUGCCCUGCAGGACCUGGACGCUGCCAUACGCCUGAGCCGCGGCUGCGGCCGUGCCGCCUGCCAGAGCUUCGUGCAGCGCGGCCUCAUCCACCGGCUGCAGGCGCGGGACGAGGAUGCCCGGCGGGACUUCGAGCGCGCAGCGCGCUUGGGCAGCGCCUUCGCCCGGCAGCAGCUCGUGCUUCUCAACCCCUACUCUGCGCUCUGCAACCAGAUGCUCUGCGAGAUGCUCAGCCGGCUGCGCAACCCCGAUGGCACUGGAAGCGACUGAGACGGGCAGGAGA